AUGACAGAGCAGCGCAAUUUUCGGGUUAUCCUCGAUGAGAUCAGCGUGUCGGACCGUGAUCCGGACUUAAUGGAAAAGCUGGAGUUGCAGUUGUACCAGCGGAAUAAUCGGAGCUACGUCGAUGCUCAAAUAAUAUUCAAACGUAAUUUUAAGGAUAUGUCUGCACGUACCGCCCUGGAUUUUUGGAAGGGCAGACAAAAGAAAAUUCGACUAUACGACGUACGAUUGGAUGCGUGUCUCUUCCUCGAUGUGUCCCACAAGAAUCGUUUGUUUAACAUCUAUGCCAAAGCCCUAAGAAAAUAUUCCAACCUGAGUUGCCCCUUCAAGGCGAAUUUCAACUACACGUUUAACCAACUCUAUUUUGAUGAACAGGAACUGCCCUCCUUCAUACCGCUGGGCGUCUUUCGGGCCCUCAUUGAAUAUUCAACCAAACAGAAAUUGAGUGUUCGUAUUAUAGUUCACGGUAAAAUUGUGCCUAGGCCUUGA
This is a messenger RNA of Drosophila guanche, 486 nucleotides long. RefSeq lists its product as uncharacterized. The transcript is spliced from 2 exons. Bases 1 to 486 code for a protein of 161 amino acids. The record is from RefSeq and is a predicted model, not a curated record. Lineage: Eukaryota; Metazoa; Arthropoda; Insecta; Diptera; Drosophilidae.